CCGGGCGGCCAUCUUUCUCCGCUCAGCAGGACUCUGCUCGGGAGUGGAACAAGAGUGUCGCAAUCACUUUGAUAAGCCUAAGCAACUUUUUUUUUUGGUGGCAAGUUUCAUUUUGAGGUCCAAGCAUCUAAAACUUACAACCAAACCGAACGCAAACCAUGUUUGUGUUCCCCGUCGCCGCCGAGCUUCUCCGCUGACAUCCCCGAUGCUCGUCUAAUAACUGUCUACAAAUGGAGAUGGUGCCCAGCGAGGAGAACCAGUUCGUGCCCAAAGAGAUACAUAAUGCGGCCGAGGAGCCCAGGGUGCUGUGUAUAAUUCAGGACAUCACCAGUGCGAAGACAGUAAAUGAGAGGCUGACCCUCAACCUGCCUGCUUCCACUUCUCUUCCCAAGCUUUACGAGGAUGUUGCCCACAAAGCUGGAUAUGUAAACGGCACCUUUGACCUUGCCUGGGGAAAUGCUCUAGACAUGGCACCACUGGAGCGUAGCAGUGACAUGACCCUCUCAGAUUCUGGGUUUGAGCCUGGCGGUAAGAGGAAUUUCCUGCAGCUUACGGACAAAGAUGGAGAGCAGCCCCAGAUUGCAUCAGAUGAAUCAGGAACAGCAGAUAGCAGUGGACUGGAUGACAGUUCCCAGGAGCGACUUAUUGGUCCCUUACCAAGAGAUGGCAGUACAGGUGGCAGUGGAGACUACAGCAGUCCAUCAUACUCUUACUCAUCCAUCCUCAACAAGUCAGAGACAGGAUAUGUUGGCUUGGUUAACCAGGCAAUGACCUGCUAUUUGAACAGUCUUCUGCAAACACUGUUCAUGACACCAGAGUUCAGAAACGCACUCUACAACUGGGAGUUUGAGGAAUCAGAGGAGGAUCCUGUCACAAGCAUUCCCUACCAGCUCCAAAGGCUGUUUGUUUUACUGCAAACCAGUAAGAAACGAGCGAUUGAGACCACUGAUGUGACACGGAGCUUUGGCUGGGAUAGCAGUGAGGCUUGGCAACAGCAUGACGUCCAGGAGCUGUGCAGGGUCAUGUUUGAUGCCCUGGAGCAGAAGUGGAAGCAGACAGAGCAGGCUGAUCUUAUCAACCAGCUGUACCAGGGGAAGCUGAAGGAUUAUGUCCGAUGUUUGGAGUGCGGCUAUGAGAGCUGGAGAAUUGAUACUUACUUGGACAUACCUCUUGUGAUCAGACCCUUUGGAGCCAGCCAGGCUUACGGGAGUGUGGAAGAGGCUUUGCAGGCUUUCAUCCAGCCAGAAACUCUAGAUGGGCCCAACCAGUACUUUUGUGAACGCUGCAAAAAGAAAUGUGACGCCCGGAAGGGUCUGAGAUUUCUGCACUUUCCCUACCUGCUGACAUUACAGCUGAAAAGGUUCGAUUUUGAUUACACCACUAUGCAUCGCAUCAAGCUUAAUGAUCGCAUGACUUUCCCAGAGGAACUUGACAUGAGCCCAUUCAUUGACGUAGAGGAUGAGAAGUCGCCUCAGACAGAGAGCUGCACUGAUAGUGGAGCAGAGAAUGAAGGCAGUUGCCACAGUGACCAAAUGAGCAAUGAUUUUUCCACUGAUGACUGUGUGGAUGAGGGCAUCUGCUUGGACAGCACAAGCAGCACAGACAGGGCAUUUAAGCCAAAGAGCUUGCUGACCUUUGAGCUUUUCUCUGUCAUGGUCCAUUCUGGGAGUGCUGCAGGUGGCCACUACUACGCCUGCAUCAAAUCUUUCAGCGAUGGCCAGUGGUACAGUUUCAAUGAUCAACACGUUAGCAAGAUCACCCAGGAUGAUAUCAGGAAGACACAUGGGGGAUCCUCAGGGAGCAGAGGCUAUUUUUCCGGUGCCUUUGCAAGUUCUACAAAUGCAUAUAUGCUGAUAUAUAGACUGAAAGAUCCCUCAAGAAACGCAAAGUUUUCAGCUGUGGAAGAUUUCCCAGAGCACAUAAAGAGUUUGGUUCAGAAAGAGAAAGAGUCUGAAGAGCAAGAGAAGCGCCAGAGGGAGAUUGAGCGCAACACUUGCAAGAUCAAGCUUUUCUGCGUGCAUCCUGUGAAGAUGAUGAUGGAGAGCAAGUUGGAAGUGCAUAAGGACAAAACUCUGAGAGAAGCAACAGAAAUGGCCUAUAAACUGAUGGAGCUGGAUGGAGUGGUUCCCCUGGACUGCUGUCGUCUGGUUAAGUAUGAUGAGUUCCAUGAGUACUUGGAGCGAUCGUACGAAGGUGAGGAGGAAACUCCCAUGGGCCUUCUCCUCGGCGGCAUCAAGUCCUCAUACAUGUUUGACUUGUUGCUUGAGACCCGUCGGCCAGAUCAAGUCUUCCAGCCUUACAAACCUGGAGAGGUGAUGGUGAAGGUACAUGUUGUUGAUUUGAAGAGUGAGACCAUCGCCACUCCAAUCAGCGUUCGAGCGUACUUGAACCAAACAAUCACUGAAUUCAAACAGCUUAUUGCACAGGUUGCUAAGUCCUCUCAGUCUUUUGCUACAGGGUUAUCAGCAGAAAGCAUGCGAGUGGUCCUGGAGCGCUGCUAUAAUGACCUAAGGCUUCUCUACGUUCCAAGCAAGACACUCAAAGCCGAGGGAUUCUUCAGGAGUAACAAGGUUUUUGUAGAGAGCUCCGAGCUGACUGAUCAUCAGGUUCCUUUCACUGACUCCCUGUUGUGGAAACUGUUGGACCGUCACGGAAACACAAUCCGACUGUUAGUCUUACUGCCAGAGCAGUCUCCCGGGACCCUGGCCAACAGAACUCUUUGCCAAAAAGUAGGGGAAGAUUCUGAUGGGCCCUUUGACGGGUCAAAAGGUAACAGGAAAACUGUAGAGGCUAUCCUCGAGGAGAGCACAGAAAAGUUAAAGAAUCUGUCCCUGCAGCAGCAGCAGCAGCAACAACAGGGCUCCAGCACCAGUGACAGCCAGAAAAGCUCUGACACCAGCGACUUUGAACAUAUCGAAUCACCAACUCAAGACGCUGACUCCAACUCAUCGCUUUGUGUUGCUGCAGACAACAGAGAGUUGGAAAACCGGAUCAGGGCUACGCCAGGAGGCAGCGGCGGUGCCUCCUCUGACAUUGAGACCCAGUUUGUCUGCGAGGAGCGGUCGGACUCUGAGGUGAACAAUGACCGCAGCACCAGCUCAGUGGACAGUGACAUCCUGAGCUCCAGUCACAGCAGUGACACACUGUGCAAUGCGGACAGUGGUCCCAUCCAGCUGGCUAACGGCCUGGAUUCACACAGCAUCACUAGCAGUCGACGCUCCAAAGCCCACGAGGGCAAAAAAGAGACGUGGGACACGGCUGAAGAAGACUCUGGAACAGACAGCGAGUAUGACGACAACGGGAAGAGCAAGGCCGAAGCUCAGUACCUCUACUUCAGGACAGAACCUUAUUCUCAGGAUGAGGCUUCGUGGGAUACACAGAAAUGUUUAGUAGUGCAUGUGGACAAAAGAAUAACAUUAGCAGCAUUCAAACAGAACUUGGAGCCCUACGUAGGAGUACCGUCCACCCAGUUCAAGGUCUUCCGGGUGUACGCCAACAACCAGGAGUUUGAGAGUGUACGGCUCAAUGAAACGCUCUCAUCGUUCUCUGAUGACAACAAGAUAACCAUUCGGUUGGGAAGAGCCCUGAAAAAGGGUGAAUAUAGAGUUAAAGUGUAUCAGCUACUUGUGAAUGAACCAGAGCCAUGUAAGUUCCUUGUGGACACAGUGUUUGGCAAGGGCAUGACUGUCAGACAGUCCAAGGAGGAGCUGCUUCCUCAGUUGAAAGAGCAGUGCAAGCUUGACCUCAGCAUCGACAGGGUUCGACUCAGGAAAAAGACAUGGAAAAAUCCAGGCACAGUGUUCCUGGAUUACCACGUCUAUGAGGAAGACAUCAGCAUUUCCUCCAACUGGGAGGUUUUUAUGGAAGUUCUUGAUGACCCGGAAAAAAUGAAGUCCAUGUCACACCUGGCCAUUCUGACUCGGAGAUGGAACCCAGCUACAAUGAAGCUGGGGCCUUUCCAGGAGGUGAUUCUGGAUAGCAGCAGUGUAGAAGAACUCAAGGAAAAGCUUAGUGAAAUCAGCGGUAUUCCCCUCGACAACCUAGAGUUUGCAAAGGGCAGGGGAACGUUUCCGUGUGAUAUUUCUGUGCUGGAGAUCCAUCAGGAUUUAGACUGGAACCCAAAGGUGUCGACCCUCAAUGUGUGGCCUCUUUACAUCUGUGAUGAUGGUGCUGUGGUCUUCUACAGGGACAGCACAGAGGAACCUCUUGAGCUGUCAGAGGAUGAACGCAAUGAGCUAAUGAAGAAGGAGAGCAGCCGACUGCUCAAGACAGGACAUCGUGUCAGCUACUCUCCACGCAAGGAGAAGGCCCUCAAGAUCUACCUGGAUGGCGGCCCUUUGAAAGAUCCGGGGCAGGACUGAAGCACAAAGAAGCACUCUUGAUUAUUUAGGUUGCCUGGCCGCAGCAGGAGAGCAGCCGGGCAUCGGGACUGUGAAUAACAGGCCCAUUAGUGACUUGAAAUCAAGCAGCAUUGGGAGGUGGACGUGCUCUCACCCUUCACUCAGAGCCCCACAGCUGGCUCACAAACCCUGUUGUGCACUAUAGUGUAUUGUACUGUAAAGUUUAAAGGGAAGUACAAAAGCUAUUCACACAGAAAAGAAUUAAAUACUGUAUCGACAAAUCAUUUGAAGAAAAAAAGAUUCAGCUACGGAUGCAGAAAUGUCAGGACUGUGAAACUGGUCUGGAAGGCAUCCAUUCUGUCUAUGUAAGUCUGUUUCACUCUCCUGUCUGUCACUGUCUGUUCAUCUUCCUGGUUUUAAAGGUGUUGAUUCUGAAUCGUGUAGCUCUCUUGUGAGUCCAAUGUUCUCACACCUUUUGAAUACUUGCUCUGUUAGGGAGAUCACUCAUCUUUUCUUGCUAUGGAUAUUCAACAGUACAUAAAAUCAAGAACUACGUAUCCAGCCUUCCUUGAACUCAUCUCCUCUGGCGACGCAAACUUAUCUCAGUGACUUUCAAGUUAGAAUGUCAUUAAUUCACAAGAUUCGAUGGAUCAUUUAAUAAUUUGUAAACUAAAACUUGUAUUUUUCUCUCAUAAUACCCCAUAGUAAUGUCUUGUUAUAGGUUGUCCUUAAUGGUCCCUGUGCUUUACAGGAGCUCUGCCUCUUUCACUUCACUUCCACCCAGUGUGGUGAUGUAUCGGCUGCUGGUCCUUUUAACAUAAAGUCUAAUGAGACCCAAGUAGACGAUGUUAAGAAUCUCAUUGUUUCAUUUUUCAUUGUAAAUUAUUACUUUGCUCCGGACUUGAUCCUUCAGUUAGGUCUCGUGAGUCACCAGACAUACAACUGCUGUCUUUAUUAACCUUUAAUUUAGAGAGUGUAUAUCUUUUUGUUGUUGUUGGUUUUGCACCAUAUGAACUGGGUGUACAUGAGUGUCAUCCAUUUGUCUGUGAGAUGUUGUACUGAGGGGAAGGAGCUGUUGCUGGGGUUUUGGCUGAGAGCACAAGUUUUAUUUUGUUUGUAUGUUUUUUUGUUUUAUUGGGGGGGCGUUUCUACCUGCUGCUGCUUGAUAGACUGACACCAGAGGUGCAGGAAACCUGCAGCCUGACUGGUCCAAUGCUCUGAGGACUGCAUCCCAGCCGCCCCAGGCUCCUGAUGCUGCCACCAGCUAUUCACUGUAGAAAUGCCAAUAUCAGAGGAAAAAAAAAAAAAUCUUUGUUUCUUUGAGACUUCAGAUCCUGUGUGAAAAUAGUUAAAGAUGAUUUUAGAAAUGAAUUAAAGUGCUUUUUUUCAUAAAUUGAGUUUCUGCCCUUGUAAAUCAAAGUGGUUUAACUCAAAUGCAAAAGGGCUGUGGUUCAAAAGUCUUUUUAUUUUUGUUUUUUUUAAUUGUCCAAUCUGCAUGUCAGGUUUAGGAACAGUGUUGGGGUUAAUAUUGAACCAGUUUAGCUGUAACAUGUUUACUGUUACAUCAAUGAUUAUUAAAUUUGGUUUAUGUGGUUUCUCAUGUGGACUUUUAAGUCCCAUUACUGCUCUUAAAACCCUCAAACUGCAUACAGAUACAUUCCUGGGACUGAUUUUAUUUUAAGUCAGGAAAGGAGGCAGAGUAGACCCCCACCCCCAAAGUUGACAACUUUUUGAGCUCCUUUAUAAAAUGCUUUAGAUGCAGGUGAAAAUACUAUUGUAAGACAGUCCAAAAGCCUACCCUUUAAACCGAGCCUUUACGUCUCUCUUUGUAACAGUUAGUUAGAAACUCCAUAUGGCCCCUCUCUUUUGUCAGAUGUGGCUCUUUUGUGGGAAACGCACAACUGCAACUUUCUCUGAUGUGGGUCUAUGAUGUCAACGUAUCCAGCAAAUCUGUAUCACUGUUUUGAAUGUUAACAGGACCGAAGGUGCUACAAAUAAAUUGACACGGUUGUGUUAGAAUUUUUAA
Molecule: messenger RNA, 6366 nt
Organism: Cololabis saira (Pacific saury)
Lineage: Eukaryota; Metazoa; Chordata; Actinopteri; Beloniformes; Belonidae
Gene: usp47
Product: ubiquitin specific peptidase 47
Exons: 28
Coding region: 231-4361 (1376 amino acids)
Biological process (GO): protein deubiquitination
Cellular component (GO): cytosol; nucleus
Molecular function (GO): cysteine-type deubiquitinase activity; cysteine-type endopeptidase activity; protein binding
Source: RefSeq, a predicted model, not a curated record